Molecule: messenger RNA, 586 nt
Organism: Castor canadensis (American beaver)
Lineage: Eukaryota; Metazoa; Chordata; Mammalia; Rodentia; Castoridae
Gene: Rpl23
Product: ribosomal protein L23
Biological process (GO): translation
Cellular component (GO): cytosolic large ribosomal subunit; ribosome
Molecular function (GO): structural constituent of ribosome; large ribosomal subunit rRNA binding
Source: RefSeq, a predicted model, not a curated record
GGACGUAAAGUUCAUAUCCCAGCGUCCUUUGAACCUACUUCCUUUCUAUUCCUUCCGGUCGUCCAAGAUGUCGAAGCGGGGACGUGGUGGAUCCUCCGGAGCGAAAUUCCGGAUUUCCCUGGGUCUUCCGGUAGGAGCUGUGAUCAACUGUGCAGACAACACCGGAGCCAAAAAUCUGUACAUCAUCUCUGUGAAGGGGAUCAAGGGACGGCUGAACAGACUUCCUGCUGCUGGUGUAGGUGACAUGGUGAUGGCCACAGUUAAAAAAGGCAAACCAGAGCUAAGAAAGAAGGUACAUCCAGCAGUGGUUAUUCGACAACGAAAGUCAUACCGGAGAAAAGACGGCGUGUUUCUUUAUUUUGAAGAUAAUGCAGGAGUCAUAGUAAACAAUAAAGGCGAGAUGAAAGGUUCUGCAAUCACAGGACCAGUUGCAAAGGAGUGUGCAGACUUGUGGCCCAGGAUUGCAUCCAAUGCAGGCAGCAUUGCAUGAUUAUUGGCUGUAUUUGUAAAAAAAAAAAAGAGACUCAUUAAAAAGUAUUUUGCUGGGGGCUGGCAGCGUGUCCCAAGUGGUAGAGCACCUGCCUAC